UCCUGUUUAUAUAGAAAGUGCCAUUCAGAAAGCUUUGCCAGUGAGACGGGAGCUCUACACACAGCCUCAGAAGAAAGAAGUCGAACGACUUAUUUGGGAGGGAAAGAAAAGGAGCCUGUAAGUUGAGAGCGCGCGGGCGGCCCGAGCCUCGGCGGCGGCGGCGGCGACGGCGGCGGCGCUGACACCUCCCACCAUGGACAGCUUCGACUUAGCCCUGCUCCAGGAAUGGGACCUCGAGUCGCUGUGGGGUGAAGACAUCUUAAGCCAGAGGAAUGACUCUCUAGUUGUGGAAUUUCAGUCGUCAGCCAGCAGAUGUAGGAGCGUCUAUGAACCAGAUAGAAAUGUGUUACGGAGGAAAGAACGAGAAAGAAGAAAUCAGGAAACUCAGCAGGAUGAUGGCGCAUUUAAUUCGAGUUACUCCCUUUUCAGUGAACCCUACAAGACGAACAAGGGAGAUGAGCUCUCCAACCGGAUCCAGAAUACUUUAGGCAAUUACGAUGAAAUGAAAGACUUUUUAACUGAUAGAUCUAAUCAGAGUCAUCUCGUUGGCGUUCCCAAACCUGGGGUUCCUCAGGCUCCUGUGAACAAGAUCGAUGAACAUUUUGUUGCAGAUUCAAGAGCCCAGACCCAGCCCUCAUCUGUCUGUAGCACUGCAUCUUCCACACCAGCAGCUGUCCCUGUGCAGCAGAGUAAGAGGGGCACCAUGGGCUGGCAGAAGGCUGGGCACCCACCAUCAGAUGGCCAACAGAGAGCAAGUAAGCACGGACCCAGGUUGCUUGAUUUGAACAGAUCUGCUAACCCAAAGAACCAUAAUAAAAAACCUAACCACUCUGUGUCGAGCCCCUCAUCCUCAUCUUCCUCUUCUUCUUCUUCUUCCAACUCAGCACAAGGCUCUCUCAGGACCUUGCUUGGAGAUGGUGUUGGCAGACAGCAGCCACGAGCCAAGCAAGUGUGCAAUGUAGAGGUGGGGCUUCAGACCCAGGAAAGGCCACCUGCUAUGGCAGCCAAGCACAGCAGCGGACACUGUGUUCAGAACUUUCCUCCAUCCCUGGCUUCAAAACCCAGCCUGGUUCAGCAGAAACCAACUGCAUAUGUGCGGCCGAUGGACGGCCAAGAUCAGGCUCCUGAUGAGUCUCCAAAGCUUAAGUCAUCCACAGAAACCAGUGUGCACUGUACGUCAUACAGGGGAGUCCCGGCCACCAAGCCAGAGUCCACCAGAGCCAAGGCCAAGCUGUCCAAGUUCAGCAUCCCCAAGCAAGGAGAGGAGAGUAGAUCUGGAGACACAAACAGCUGUGUUGAAGAAAUAAUUCGGGAGAUGACCUGGCUCCCACCACUUUCUGCUGUUCAAGCACCUGGCAAAGUGGAACCAAGCAAAUUUCCAUUUCCAAAUAAGGACUCUCAGCUUGUUUCCUCUGGACACAAUAAUCCAAAGAAAGGUGAUGCUGAGCCAGAGAGUCCUGACAAUGGCACAUCGAAUACAUCCUCUCUGGAAUGGUUAUCCCCAUUUACAGAUAAGGGAAAUGAUGCACAGAGAGGAAUGCUAGAAGAUGACCUUAAGCUAAGUAGUGAUGAAGAGGAGAAUGAACAGCAGGCAGCCCAGAGAACUGCUCUCCACGCUCUGUCUGACAGCGCCGUGGUCCAGCAGGCCAACUGCAGAGCCUCUGUGCCUUCCAGCAAGGGCAGCAGCAGCGGCAGCAGCAGCGGCAGCAGCAGCUCCUCCAGUGACUCAGAGAGCAGCUCGGGAUCUGACUCGGAGACGGAGAGCAGUUCCAGCGAGAGUGAGGGCAGCAAGCCUCCCCACUACUCCAGCCCCGAGGCCGAACCAGCGUCCUCUAACAAGUGGCAGCUGGAUAAAUGGCUGAACAAAGUUAAUCCCCACAAGCCGCCUAUCCUGAUCCAAAAUGAAAGCCACGGGCCAGAGAGCAAUCAAUACUACACCCCGGCCAAAGACGAAGUGCAGGACUGUGGGAAACUUCCCGACGGUUGCCAAACCAGCCUGAGAGAGAAGGACCUCAAGAGCACCUGCAAGGAGGAGCAGAGGCCGAGGACAGCGAACAAGGCCCCGGGGAGCAAAGGAGUGAAGCAGAAGUCUCCGCCUGCGGCCGUGGCCGUGGCCGUGACCACAGCGGCCCAGCCGCCCGCUGUACCCGGCACACCCGCCGAGAACGCACCCGCGCCUGCGCGGAGGUCUGCGGGCAAGAAGCCCACCAGGCGCACGGAGAGGACCUCUGCCGGCGACGGUGCCAACUGCCACCGGCCCGAGGAGCCGGCAGCCGCCGACGCGCUGGGGGCAAGCGUGGUGAUUCCCCCGGAGCCCGCCAAAACCAGGCCCUGCGGCAACAGCAGAACGAGCCACCGCAAGGAGCUGCGCUCCUCCGUGACCUGCGAGAAGCGCCGCACGCGGGGGCUGAGCCGCAUCGUCCCCAAAUCCAAGGAGUUCAUAGAGACAGAGUCGUCGUCUUCGUCCUCCUCCUCGGACUCAGACCUGGAAUCGGAGCAGGAGGAAUACCCUCUGUCCAAAGCGCAGGCCGUGGCCGCCGCAGCCGCCGCCUCGGGGAGUGAGCAGAGACUAAAGGAGGCUGCCAACAGCAUCAGCGGCGGUGGGGGCCCCCGGGCCCCCGUAGGCUCCAUCAACGCCAGGACCACCAGUGACAUUGCCAAGGAGCUGGAGGAGCAGUUCUACACACUGGUCCCUUUCGGCCGGAAUGAACUUCUCUCCCCCUUGAAGGACAGUGAUGAGGUCAGGUCUCUCUGGGUCAAAAUUGACCUGACCCUCCUGUCCAGGAUCCCAGAACACCUGCCCCAGGAGCCGGGGGUCUUGAAUGCUCCUGCAGCCAAGGACGCUGAGAGUGCACAGCCCAGCCAUCCAUCUGACACUCCUGCCGAAAAGGCUUUGCCAAAAUCCAAGAGGAAACGCAAGUGUGACAACGAAGAUGACUAUAGGGAGGUCAAGAAGGCCCAGGGAGAGAAAGAGAGCUCUUCACGACUGACUGCCUCUGCCAAUAAUACUUUAUCCGCAAACCACUGCAGCAUGAACAUCAACAGCUUGGCAAUACCAAUAAAUAAAAAUGAAAAAAUGCUCCGGUCACCCAUCUCGCCCCUGUCUGAUGCAUCUAAACACAAAUACUCCAGCGAGGACUUAACUUCUUCCAGCAGAUCAAAUGGCAACGGUUUGUUCACUUCCGCCUCCUCCAACAAAAAGCAUAAGGCUGAGAACCAGCUGCAGUCUCAUGCCGGAGACCUCACAAAAGCCGCUCACAACAAUUCCGAAAACGUUCUCCACAAGUCACGGCCACAAACAGAGCCAUGGUCUCCAGGUUCCAACGGCCACAGGGACUGCAAGAGGCAGAAACUUAUCUUCGAUGAUAUGCCACGCAGUGCAGAUUAUUUUAUGCAGGAAGCUAAACGGAUGAAGCAUAAAGCAGAUGCAAUGGUGGAAAAGUUUGGAAAGGCUUUGAAUUAUGCUGAAGCAGCUUUGUCAUUUAUUGAGUGUGGAAAUGCAAUGGAACAAGGCCCAAUGGAAUCCAAAUCUCCCUAUACAAUGUAUUCGGAAACAGUAGAGCUCAUCAGGUAUGCUAUGAGACUAAAAACCCAUUCAGGCCCUAAUGCCACACCAGAAGACAAACAAUUGGCUGCAUUAUGUUAUCGAUGCCUGGCUCUCCUGUACUGGCGGAUGUUUCGACUCAAAAGGGACCACGCUGUGAAGUACUCAAAAGCACUUAUCGACUAUUUCAAGAAUUCAUCUAAAGCUGCCCAAGCCCCAUCUCCAUGGGGAGCCAGUGGAAAGAGCACUGGAACCCCAUCCCCCAUGUCUCCCAACCCCUCUCCGACCAGCUCCGUGGGAUCUCAGGGGAGCCUCUCCAAUGCCAACACCCUGUCCCCUUCCACCAUCGUCAGCAUCCCACAGCGCAUCCACCAGAUGGCAGCCAACCACGUCAGCAUCACCAACAGCAUUCUCCACAGCUAUGACUACUGGGAGAUGGCGGACAACCUGGCCAAGGAAAACAGAGAAUUCUUCAACGACCUGGAUUUGCUCAUGGGGCCUGUCACCCUGCACAGCAGCAUGGAGCACCUGGUCCAAUACUCCCAGCAGGGCCUGCACUGGCUGCGGAACAGCACCCACCUGUCAUAGGGAACUUGCCCCUGAGCUGGAUUGUGCUCUCAUCUCCAUGGACGGCUCAAUGUUUCUGGACACUGUGCUACUGAAAUUCCCAGCCACAGCAUUUAUCGAACUGCGGUGAAUAUUUUCUCAGCAUCGAACAAUGGUCUUUUCCCAGGGCAUGUGUGUUUGUAUGUGUGGGCGUAAAAGAAGUUGCCUGUGUAUGUGUGUAAGAUAUACAGCUCUUUAAAAUACAUUUUUGUCUAGUUUUCAUAAUCCCAAGCUAGACAAAGUGAUCAGAGGUUUCUGAUUAGAGAAUAUACACUUACACACAUGCACGCACGCACAAAAUCACACACACACACACUUUCUAUUUCAAAGCUAAACCAUGACUUCUUAGAACAUUCAACCAAAAUCUCAUGGGUUAGUUAACCAGGUGCAAUACAGCACACCAAAAGCUUGACUGCCAGUUAAGAUGAACCUAGUUCUUAUACUGUUGAUUACUUUCAGUAUUAAUAUACUAUUCCCCAAUUAAUUUUUGAUUGUGUGUAUUAUGGAUAAUUGAAUAACGAAAAAAGUCAGUUAUUUUUGUGCUGGACGUUUACUAGAUUGCAUGUUACCAAAUACCUUGCCUUUUGUCUAACACGCACCCUUCCAUCCAACUUUAUUAUCAACUAAAUGCGUUAUAAGCAAAUGGAUCAAAUCCCACAGGCCUUCCCUGCCCUGCCCCCAGAAUCAUAUGAAAAUGGCACUGGGAUUUGGUAACAACAGUGUCAUUGAAAGCUGACCAACAAGAACAGACAACUGAGCUUGGAGCUCAGUUGGGAAUUGAAACCUUCUGCACGUGGAACAGUAAGCCUGCCCAGCCCACGUGUGUUUUCUUCCUGCCACUGUGACACAGCAGCCAUAGAGCCACAUGGCAUUUGUCAGCCAAUAUGUUUCAAGUCUUUUCUUCCCACGAUAGCUUUCUUGCAAAUUUUCUUGGCCAAAUGGGACAUUACCUAGAACGUCUCUUCACUAGGAGUCUGUAUCUGCUGCUUAUCAGGCUGAGAAAUAUUUGCUAUCGUGAGACUGUCUCACCCUCUCACUCUUUGUGCAGAAUGCAGACCUCUAAUAGCAUUUUGAUCUGGGGGGAUAUGUUUCAGGCUUUGAUUUGCAAGCUGCUUAUUGUGCGGGGUGAGUUAUUUUUGCAACGAUCACAACCCUGUUUGGGGUAGCAACGACUAGAACAUCAUGUUUGCAUCCUGUACGUCUGGUAUGUUUACGUCUUGCCCUUGAUUCUUUUCUUUUCAAUUAAGUUUACAUUUUAGUUUUUUGACAUCUUGUUUACAGUCUUUGUAUGAAACUUACUUCUUUUAUAGUCUCUUGUCAUGCCCUAGAUUUAGUCUUCUUGUUAAAUAUAUUUGAAUAUAAAAAAUACUGGUAAGAAGAAAAACUUCUGCAAAAGAGGAUAUACCUUGCCAUGUCCUUAAAAGCAAAAAUAAUGUGCUUGAAGCCUCUCACUUGACAGAAUUGCACCAGGAUGGUCUGAGAAAGAGUCAGGUGAUGCAGUAUGUGGAACGCUCCAUUUUCCAAGGUGAUGCUGGCACAAAACAGUUAUAGUAGAUUGUGAUAUAUGCUUUCCCUGAUGCUCUUACUGCUUUGGUUGUAAUGUUAACAUUUUUGUCACCUGAUCUGUAGAUGGGAAAUAAGACUGCUGUCAUUCUAAGCACUGACUCAAAACUGUACAAAUGAUUGAACAACUUAGGUGAUUUGAAAUGAAUUUAAAGUGAAGGGUCUGAAGUGAAAUGAAGCCAGUGAAGGGUUUGUGAAAUUUGCAUUUGGCUUUGGCCCUGAAAUGUUACCAGUAUUUCUAUUUUACAUUUGUCCAACUGUGGGGCGCCUCACAUCCCUUUCACUAGCUAUUGGCAGAGUUUGCGAUCCCAUCCUAUGUUGGAAAUUUGAGUCUAACUUGGGAAAUUUUGGAUUUUUUUUUUUUCGGAGGACUAAAGCUUAGUUCUAGUUACCCUUGAUGAAUCCUGAUGAAAUGUUGAAACUCUCAAAGGGAUGAACCUCAGGGUCCAUCGUGCAUCCCCUGGGUGCUUUCUGGCCCUGCCCAUCCUCAAAGCCACGGGUCUUGUAGCGGCCCAUAACAUGCUUACCCACAAAACCCCAUGUAGACCCACAGGAGGCCCCUGGCUGAUUGUGCCCACAGCAUUUUAUCAGCACUUAUGUGGCCCGUGUUCCGCAAAAAAAAACACUUGGAAGUCGUCAUCUUGGAGAUGGUCAGAGCAUGCAGUUCCUCUCCCUGUCUUUGAUCUCAUCAACUGACCACGUGAGGGCAGCAGUUUUUGUUGGCUUUGGCAUAGAUGAUUUUGGUAAGGAACCAUCUUCUGACUGUUACUUGUGAAAGUCAUUCAUGACUUAUUCCUUUUAUUUAGCUUUGUUCAAAGUAGAAAUACCUUUCUUGUGUUUUUGGAUUAUAAAAGUAAUACAUGCUCAUUGUAAAGAUUCAAACAAUACAGCAAUGUAGAAAGUAGAAGGUAGCAAGUCCCAUCCCUGAAAGACAACCACUGUUGACAGUCUCAUGUAUAUUUUUCCACAGAUGCUCCCAUUUAAACAUACUAUCAUUUUUUUCUCUUUGAAGACAUAUAAUUUCCUCAGAAGUUCAACAUAAGUUCGACUGACCUUAUCCUUCCAUGACCUGAGUGGAUGCCUUCCUUUAUCACAAUGUUAGAGUUACCUUUGAAAGUAACCCAAAUAUAUUCCUGAUCAAAAUUUGGGAUUUGUUACUACUCUCUACAGAGAUCAGACUUAUGUGAAGGAGUGUGCCUAGAAAGUGAGGUUUGAUUAAAACAGAUAUUUCUGGAAACUUGCAGAUUGCAGACAGAAACUCGGACCCCCUAUCUAAAGAAGAAUGUACUGGAAAAAUAAUCUGAAGAGUUGACAAAUUGUGUGCUAGAUCGAACACAUGGAAUGCAAUGCAAUGAGAUUUUCUGCACUAAAACUUAUCCUAGUAUGUAAAACAAUGAUGUGUGUAUUAUAUAACAGUGAUGUGUACAUUUCUGACAUCCCAUACAUGAUAUACACAGUUUGUAUAAAUGCAUACAUUUAAAAAUAUAUAUGUACAAUACAGCUAACAUAAAACUGUAGUAUGCCUGAAGGAUAUUACUAGUGCCUAACAUUGAGUAUAAGUCGCUGCGUGUUCGCAUCACCUUGGAAGUGCAGUAAUUGUUAAAACUUAAUCAGUGCAGCCAACAUUAUUUAUGAAUCACAUCUUUGAAACUGUGCAGUAGUAUAUACAUAUAUAUUUUUAAAUAACAUUUUUCACAGUUUUCCAGAGUUACUGUUGAAACCUGUAUCACCAAAAAAAAAAAAGCAAAACAAAAAAAAAAAAAAGCAAGAUUUUUUUAAUGAUGUAGACACUCUUCAGACCCAGUAAUCUGUGUGUGAUUUCCUGUUUGUAGAUACCCAAGAGACUUUAGCAGUCACCAGCCUUAAUGCAUGUACAGGAUAUUAUUGUGACUUAAUUUAUCUGCAGUUUUUAAUCCAUGUGAAAUUGGAAUUUAUAAACUGACUUGGAUUAAAUAUGUCUGCCUUUCUAAGGUUGCAAAUGUUACAUUAAAUGACUUAUGUUGUAAAUGAGAGAAACCGAGUUGUAUGUAAAAAAAAAAAUGUCCACCAAUUUCUGUGAAUAUUUUUACAAGGAAACUUCAGAAUCAAAAUACGUUCAAAUAAGAAUUCUGGUCCCUCGUUCAUAAUCUCUUCAGAAGCAACCUUGUUGUUUCGUGAAUCUUUUAAAUGUAGCUUCCAUGGAUUUUCAUUACUAUAGGCUUGACAUUUUUCACAGUCAAGAUGGAAGCAUGUUCUCCUGCAUUAUAACUAGUUUACAACUUGUCUUUCCCAUUUCCCAGCACACAUAUGCACACAUGCAUGUGCAGAAGAACACCCCCCAGUGUCCCAGAAAAUGCUGAAUAGAAAGCUUGAGGAGUUCAUAUUGAUGACUGCAUUGAUGCCUGUCUACCCAGUAGUCCUGGUAUACUGUUUUAUCUAAUAUUCCUUAAUGACACAAGUUAACUUAUAUGUGCCAGGUUUUUUCAACUCAGACCAACAAGGUGGAAUAAUGUUUGCAAUAUUUGGUUGAGUAAAAUAGGAGAAUUUUGAACUAAUGAAGACAGAAAUAUUAGAACAGUGGCUUGCCAUUAUAUAUCUCUCUGUGUGGGAGGGUUUUUUCUUAACCUUAUUUUUACUCUUCUCCCCAAAUUUUUUCAAUCCAUUCCUUCCCAAAGAAGCAGAAACAGCAACAAAAACAGAAUGACUUUUUCACCUUACCCAGCGCCCCUACCCUUAGAUUCAAAUUGUCUUGUCUUGCAAGAGGACCCUAACUCGGGGCCACUAUGGAGACCACCUCAUCCCAGAAAUGGCCAGGACAGGGGACUGGCUUUGCUUGCUCCAGGGACCUUGAUACUCUUUUCAGAAGUGGUUUGGGCUAAGAAACACUCAACAGUCUUUCAAGAACUGUCUUUCUCUUACACAGUUUGCCUGCUAUUGAAGUCUAUACUAAUCAGAAUCAUAUUUUUAAGAAGUAACACAUUUUCAAUGAAACAUGGACCAACUGGAGUCUUGAAAGACAUUUUUUAAUGAAAGAAAGAAAACCUAACAACAUAAACUGCAUUUCCAACAAUUUUUCAAGCACAGUUUUCAUCAUUACAACUUCCUAACAAAUAGCACAAGAAAUGUUCAGAUUUGAGAUCUGUGUUCUCUUUGUCCAAACUGAAUUAUUCUGUAUAUGUCAUCAGAGGGGUCAAUUUGUUUGUGUGGCAUGAGGGAAAUUAUAAAACUCUGUUCUCAAACUAA
Molecule: messenger RNA, 8935 nt
Organism: Felis catus (domestic cat)
Lineage: Eukaryota; Metazoa; Chordata; Mammalia; Carnivora; Felidae
Gene: AFF3
Product: AF4/FMR2 family member 3
Exons: 24
Coding region: 194-4132 (1312 amino acids)
Biological process (GO): regulation of gene expression
Cellular component (GO): super elongation complex; nucleus
Source: RefSeq, a predicted model, not a curated record